Molecule: messenger RNA, 720 nt
Organism: Onthophagus taurus
Lineage: Eukaryota; Metazoa; Arthropoda; Insecta; Coleoptera; Scarabaeidae
Source: RefSeq, a predicted model, not a curated record
AAUUAAAUAAAGAAUAAAUAGAGGUCAAUCAUUUCUCUUUUCCACUACUCUCUAACCAAUUACCUCAUCUACUUCUACGUACCACAAGUUUUCUUUUCAACAGCUAACACAAACAUGAUUAAAACAAAAUUUGAGCAAGAAGAAAUAAUUCCCGAUGUAAUCGACAAAUCGCCCGAUAAAAAAUUAAUCAUAACCUAUUCAGGUGGGGAAGAGGUUAAUUUAGGAGAAGAAUUAACUCCUACCCAAGUAAAAGAUCCACCAACAAUAAAAUUUGAACCUGAACAAGAUGUUUAUUACACUUUGGCGAUGGUUGAUCCAGAUGCGCCAAGUAGAGACAACCACACAUUUAGAGAAGUAAAUCAUUGGUUAAUCGGCAACAUUUUGAAUGGAAACUUAGAAAAUGCCGAUACAAUAACUGAGUAUUUAGGCUCUGGGCCGCCGAAAGGAACUGGCUUGCAUAGAUACAUAUUUUUAUUGUUCAAACAAAAAGAGAAAUUUACUUUUGAUGAACCAAGAACCGAAAAAUUAUCACGAUCGCAUCGAUUAAACUUCAAUUUGAGGAAAUUUAUUAAGAAAUACGAUUUAGGAGAAGCGAUCGCAGGGAACUUUUAUAAAGCACAAUGGGAUUCGUACGUUGAUGAAAGGAAUAAAAUUAUUAAUAGCCUUGCAGAAAAGCAAUAAAUGUUAUUUACAAAAAUUGUAAUUGGUGCAGGAUUAAAA